Messenger RNA from Dendroctonus ponderosae (mountain pine beetle), 1194 nucleotides. RefSeq names its product mediator of RNA polymerase II transcription subunit 27 (gene MED27). The transcript has 3 exons. NCBI's taxonomy places the organism in Eukaryota, Metazoa, Arthropoda, Insecta, Coleoptera, Curculionidae. The coding region runs from base 228 to 1115 and encodes 295 amino acids. Gene Ontology annotation, biological process: regulation of transcription by RNA polymerase II. Gene Ontology annotation, molecular function: transcription coactivator activity. Gene Ontology annotation, cellular component: mediator complex. The record is from RefSeq and is a predicted model, not a curated record.
AAAUUGACCGCGUCUAUUGAUUGGCAAAGGGUGAUCUUGUCUUUAUCUAUGGGUGGUAACGUCGCAAGGAUUAUGUUCUUCUAUUAGCUGCUGCUGACCAUAGAAACAAGGCUGACAGAAGCCCACGUCUACAUAACCUUGUUAUUUGCUGAUUGUGAUUUUUAAUAGCAAUAAUACUAAACAAAAUCACUGGUUUACACGAAGCAGGUUUAUUGAACAGAAAAGCCAUGGAUCGGGAUAUCGAAGGGCUAAAUUGCGCCCUCAACUCUGUGAAAGUAUUGAGGUCGAACGUUAGAAGAGUGUUUGAGACGGUGAGCAACGGGCUGCGCCCCGAUCAUGGAGAAGAUGUGAAGGAGAACAAGUACAUUCUGGAGCUCCAGGAGUUUUUGACCACUGUGAACAACAAUCUGCGAGAUGUGGAGAACUCCGUGUCAAAUUUAACGCCGCCCCCAGGGGCAUUUAAUCUGGGAAACACUGCCUAUCUCAGCCAGGAGACCACGCAGGAGAAGCAGCAGCUUUAUGGGCAGUUGGUGAAUAGUUACAAGUGGACGGAUAAAGUGAGAGAGUACAGUGCUUUGGCGGGGAACAUUCUGGCGUCGAAUUCUUUCAAUAAAACCUACAAGACGUACAGUGCCUCAAAGAGAAGGAAGAACUUGACCAGCACCCACAUCGUUACCCCAGAGGUAAUUGAGAAUCUCAUCAUGAGCAUCGACCGGCUGUUCAACGACGUUACCAUUACCACUAAUCGGCCCUUUGUGCCGAAUCCCAUCAUCCAAGUUGCUUUGGGUCGAGUCUUGAAAGCCAUCAUCGCAUUUAAAGGCCUGAUGAUUGAGUACGUGGUGGUGAAAAACCUGUCCGAAAGCAACGACUUAUGGUCAGAGUCCCGCUACAAGGUGUUCAAGAAAGUCACUGAAAAUUGCCAUGCAGCAAUGUGCCAUUUUCAUUCCCCAAUGAUGCCCGAAUUGGCCGUGCGCUCGUUUAUGCACUGGUUCCACAGUUACAUUACUUUAUUUAGCGCACCCUGUAAAAGAUGCUCCAAACAUUUGAAUUGCAAUCUGCCUCCCACAUGGAGAGACUUGAGAUCUUUGGAACCAUACCAUGAGGAAUGCAAGUGAAAAUUACACUGGAUGAGUUAUAUUACAAGUAUUCUCUGGUAUUCUGUCCAUUUUUACUUUAUAUACAGGGUUAUUCACG